AUGUUCAAGAACACAUUCCAGUCUGGUUUUCUAUCUAUUUUAUACAGCCUUGGGAGCAAACCCUUGCAGAUAUGGGAUAAAGAAGUUGUUAAUGGUCAGGUGAAACGUACACAAGAUGAAGACAUACAAUCAAAUAUUCUUGAAAUUGUGGGAACAAAUGUCCAGUCAACAUAUAUUACAUGUCCUGCUGAUCCAUCUGCUACACUUGGCAUAAAGCUGCCAUUUUUGGUUAUGAUUGUGAAAAAUGUGAAGAAAUAUUUCACAUUUGAGAUUCAGGUGUUGGAUGAUAAAAAUGUUAGGCGACGUUUUCGGGCUUCUAAUUUUCAAGGAAUGACUCGAGUGAAGCCGUUCAUAUGUACAAUGCCUUUACGAAUGGAUGAAGGAUGGAAUCAAAUUCAAUUGAAUUUAGCGGAUCUUACGCGUCGUGCAUACGGAACAAAUUAUGUUGAGACGCUUCGUGUUCAAGUUCAUGCCAACUGUCGCCUCAGAAGAAUUUAUUUUUCCGACCGCCUUUAUUCCGAGGAAGAACUCCCACCCGAAUUCAAACUUUACCUUCCCAUGCAGAAACAAUGAUUCCGCAUAACAGAAAGUCUCACUUUGCUGCUCAUUUCAACCUUUUGAAACUUCAGUUAAUUAUGAAAUGUUAAAAGUUAAAACUGCUACUGAUUUUAAUUUUUAACGUGUUUAGGGUGUAUGCAAGUUUAAUUGAUAUUGUUUUUUACUUUUUACUUUUUAUUGAUCGACUUUGAAGGAUUAAAAUUGGUUUUGUUAUUGUUGUGUUAUAAUACAGUAAUACUUGUAUUCUAUUCGAUGCAACUGUUAAAGUGAUGUAAUGGCGCACAUUAUCUAUUUGAAACUGACAGAUG
Lactuca saligna is the source of this 866-nucleotide messenger RNA. The record is from the annotation of a GenBank genome assembly. NCBI's taxonomy places the organism in Eukaryota, Viridiplantae, Streptophyta, Magnoliopsida, Asterales, Asteraceae.